This is a messenger RNA of Elaeis guineensis (African oil palm), 1961 nucleotides long. Its product is annotated as UPF0481 protein At3g47200-like. The record is from RefSeq and is a predicted model, not a curated record. NCBI's taxonomy places the organism in Eukaryota, Viridiplantae, Streptophyta, Magnoliopsida, Arecales, Arecaceae.
ACGAACACAAGCUACAAGCUCUCCACUUUCUUCUCUUCUUCAUCUUAAAACAUCGGAGGCAGCCGACUGGAUCAGCUCGAGCUAAUAGCAUCUCUAUCCUUCUUACAACAGAGGCGCGAUGGAUAGGGGAUAUCGUGCGCUUUCCUCCUCCGAGAAGACCAAAGGAAAGGAGAAGGCGGAGACCAUGGAAGCAAGCAAAAUCAUUACUGUUGAAGGGGAGGAUAAGUCCAGUGCAGCAGGCGGCCUUUCCUUUGGCGAUAUAAGAGCAUAUGCAAGCCAAAGGGACGAAGCAACGGACGAUUUGGCGAAAAAAAUGCAGAAGAAAAUCGAAGAUGUCCAUAACAAGCCACAUAAUUACACCGCACCCAAAAACAUCAGCUCAGUUCCUGCAAGCACUGACGACCAUGAUAAGAAGCUUUAUGAACCAAGGGCGGUGGCCAUUGGCCCCUACUACCGGAAUAUGGAGGAUAAUAAUUUCGACAUCACAUAUGAACACAAACUGUGGUGUGCGGAAUUUAUAAUCGGCGAUUGUAACAAAAAAAACCUUGCAAAAUUCCUCGGUGAGAUGAAGAAGAAGGAAAAAGCAGCUCGGGAUUUUUGUCGUCAGAGUUAUAAGACAGACUACCCCAACAUGGAUCCCCAAAGUUUUCUGGAGAUGCUGAUGCUUGACAGCUGCUUCGUGUUGCUUGUGCUUUCAUUUCAUUUUGAUGUUGCCAAAGUAGUCGAUCAGUUUGCCAUACAACUGCAGGGCCCUAUGCCAUGGGCACUACGUGAUGUGGUGCGGGCAUCGGAGUUUCUCAAGACUGACUUGCUGUUGCGCAAAAACCAAAUCCCUUACUUCAUCAUUGUCGAUGCUUUCAAGAUGGUAAAGGAAGUCAAUCAAGGCAGAGAACCUAUCAUCAUUUCCCUAAAAGAGAAAGGCUCGAUCACGGAAGUUGCUUUCGAGUUUUUUGAUACUCUUGGUCUAGGAUGGAGCGAUUUUCCGCUCGGUCUAGAAAAGAAGGUUGAUAGUCUGCUUCAUUUGUACUACUUGUCUUUGGGGCCAAAGUCUUUGCGUUCACUGUCCCUUAUAGAAAUUUAUAGGGCAAAUUUUGUGACUCUCGAUCCACGACGAUCUAUCCCCAGCGCAACAGAGCUCCAAGAGAAGUCCGCGAUGAAGUUUAAGGCGGAAAAAAAGGCACAUAGCGUACUGGACGUAACGUGCAAAAAUGGAGUUAUCCGGAUGCCGGCAUUGCACGUCUAUGAUUUCACCGAUAUUCUCCUCCAUAAUCUAAUCGGCUAUGAGCAGCCUCUUUCAACGAUGGAUUCGUACAUCACAGCCUACGUCGCUUUCAUGGUUCGCAUGGUGCGGAAAGAAGGAGACGUGGAGCUGCUUGAAAAUAGUGGGGUGUUGGAGCACGGAUUUACCGACUCUGCGGAGGUGGUCGCUUUCUUCAGACAAUUACAUAAUGUGAUCGACCGUUCUAAGACGCCGGGUUAUUUAGAUGACCUAUACACUGAGGUGACGAAUUCUUACAAAAACCCGUGGCGCAGAAUGUAUGCCGAUGCGAAGAAACGUUAUUGCUCCAGUGUAUGGGUGAGCAUCACGGUUGUUGCCGGUGUGGUUCUAUCAGUUCUCACCCUCAUCGAGACAAUCUAUGCCAUCAUCGGCUUCUAUCAAAGUUGAAUAUAUAGCACCGCUGCUCGCUGGGAACAGCGUCUGAUGUUAUUCUGAGUAACUCUCUGCAUGUAACAUCCAUCUCGGAUGAUCAGUCCCAGUUGUUUCAGUUGUGAUGUUCUUUCCCGUGUUAGAUUGUAAGCUGUCUGAUGUCUCUCCCCUUGAUUUCAGGGAUCCUCCUCCCUCCAUUCGGGGAGAUGAUGCAUUUUUCAUCUUAUUUUGGUGCAGUAAGUGUGGUAGUUACAUCCUUGUAUGAAUUCUCCCCGUUAACGUAAAUUAAGCUUGCAUGUGCAACUCAUUAAAA